UGGUCGCUGCUCGCUGAAUUGCGUCUCCAAGAAAAGGGAGACCAACAGUCGUUGCGAAGAUACGAGAGUGAACGCCUCAGCAGUCUUUAGAAGCUCAACACUCAAGACUCAACACUCUUCCCCUGCACACACACACACACACACACACACACACACACACACACACACACACACACACACACACGGUGAGCCACGAUGAAGGCCAGGCUGCCCUUACUCUUGGUGUUUAUUGAAUCAUCGUUGCUUGCGGCCGGAAAUUCCUUCAAACCCUACUGGAACCCACACUGCCCUGCCCAAAUUACCAUCUCGGGGGAUGAGGAAUGGAAGAACGUUACCACCAGGGAAUAUAACUGGUACGAUUGGAGCACCGCCUUAUACGUGCACCCCGAUCCAGGUUUCAAAGGCAUCAGGCUCGUGGUGGCGGGCGAUGGCAGGCUGAGUGACGCCUGGCUCACGCUGGACGCCACUUGCUUCCCUGGGGACGCACAGUGGUGGAGGUUGUGGGUAGGUGUGUUGAACUCUGGCAGCAUCAAUGGCCACGGUCUUCAGUUUACAGUAUGGGCUGGUGAUUGUGCUCUUGGGUGCCGCAGAACAGGCUACUUCCCUGAUUACCGGGCUGUUACUGUUGAGGCUCACGGGCCCUCAAGGUGGAGAUCACAGUACCCGAAUCGACCAUGCACUCUAAAAGGAUACACAAGACAAAGCCUCUCAUGGAUAAACUGCACCUACAUCCCCAUCACCACCACCACCACCACCACCACCACCCCUACAACCACCAUCACCACCCCUACAACCACCAUCACCACAACCACCAUCACCAUCAUCGUUGUGUCGGCAAUGAUAGGUGUUGGUGUUCUUGUUGUUCUUGUGGUGGUGAUGUGGCGUUUCCGGCAGCGAAGGAUAUCCAAAGAAGAUGUGAGGAUGCGAUUCCAAGGCGAGACCGAGGUGGUCGAGAACAGCCUGUACGAAACCGUGGAGAACAUUCGUGGGACCGAGGUGGUCGAGAACAGCCUGUACGAGACCUUGGACAACACCCGCAGGACCGAGGUGGUCGAGAACAGCCUGUACGAGCCCUUGGACAACACCCGCAGGACCGAGGUGGUCGAGAACAGCCUGUACGAGACCUUGGACAACACCCGCAGGACCGAGGUGGUCGAGAACAGCCUGUACGAGCCCUUGGACAACACCCGCAGGACCGAGGUGGUCGAGAACAGCCUGUACGAGCCCUUGGACAACACCCGCAGGACCGAGGUGGUCGAGAACAGCCUGUACGAGCCCUUUGAAAACGUGAGGAAGCCGCGGUGAGGAAGAAGGAAAUGGAAGAGGAGGAGGAAGAUGAGGAGCAAGCGUGAAAACAUGGGAGGGCAAGCAACAAAAAGCCUGCUGGUUCAUCACGAGGCUGCCUGCUUUAGCGACAUGUGAAUCAGCUCGUCAGCCAAUUGAGAGACCUGCGCCACAGACUGAAGCACUUUUGUACGCACGCGCGGGCACUUCGAGCUCGCCCCUGACGCAGCAAAGUGACGACCAGUGCGAUCUUGGAAGGAAAUUAUCGCUUUCGAGCAAACUACUUCUGCUGGAAAGCUGUUCCAGUGGCGGACGGGUCUUCGAAAAAUAACUCCUGCCGAUAUCUGUGGGGUGGGCGAGGCGACGCACCCCCGGCGUAUGCCCCCAUUGAUUGGCAGACUGCUGCAUCGUUUGAAGGAAGGAAGGAAGGAA
Eriocheir sinensis (Chinese mitten crab) is the source of this 1716-nucleotide messenger RNA. RefSeq lists its product as uncharacterized. The coding region runs from base 196 to 1305 and encodes 369 amino acids. The record is from RefSeq and is a predicted model, not a curated record. NCBI's taxonomy places the organism in Eukaryota, Metazoa, Arthropoda, Malacostraca, Decapoda, Varunidae. The transcript has 2 exons.